Molecule: messenger RNA, 1223 nt
Organism: Spea bombifrons (plains spadefoot toad)
Lineage: Eukaryota; Metazoa; Chordata; Amphibia; Anura; Pelobatidae
Gene: INO80E
Product: INO80 complex subunit E
Exons: 7
Coding region: 64-825 (253 amino acids)
Biological process (GO): chromatin remodeling
Cellular component (GO): nucleus; Ino80 complex
Source: RefSeq, a predicted model, not a curated record
CGAACAAGGGGCGGAAGUACCGGGUUCUACACCGGAGUUGUGGUGUCUGAGGCAUGUAGCGUCAUGUCACUGCCUUCCCCACUAUUUCCGGGCGCAGAGAUGAACGGCCCGGGGGACGGAGAGGUGGAUUACAAGCGGAAAUACAAGAACCUCAAGCGGAAACUGAAAUUCCUCGUCUAUGAGCAGGAAUGUUUCCAGGAGGAGCUGAGGAGAGCCCAGCGGAAGCUGCUCAAAGUAUCCAGAGAUAAGAGCUUCCUGUUGGACAGAGUCCUGCUCUAUGAGAACGUUGAUGACGACUCAUCAGACUCUGAUGUGACCGCUUCCUCUGACAACAGUGACACCGAGGGUGUCCGCGGAACCGUUGCCCCCUCAGCCAAGAGGAAACGGAGUCCCCCCGCCGGCCAGGUCUCUUCUCCACCCUCUUCUUCCACGAGCCUGUCCUUGCACGCAGCCGGGGGCACGUACAUGAGCGCUAUGAACUCACCCCCCUACACCCCGUUCCCCUCGGAAUAUCUGGCUCCUCUCCCCAACACUACGCCCCCCAAACCCGAACGACCCAAGAAAGACAGAAAGAACCGCUGGGUUAAGUCAAAGAAGCCCAAGAUCCCACUGGGCUCCCCCACCGGCUGCGGUAACGUCUUGCCUUUUGGCUCUCGCGCGUCCGCCCUGACUCCGUUGUCAUCCUCCAGCAAGCUCACCCCACCUCCCACUAUCCUCAGUACCGUGCCCCAGCAGAUGUUCAGCGAUGGCGGGGAGGGCAGCGGAGAUGAGGGGCCUUUGGAUGGAGAUGAAGAGGAUGACUUGGUCAUAGACAUUCCCGAGUGAACCCCGUGCUGGGCGUAUAAUCCCCGCUGCUUCCUUGUUCCAAGAGGGAGGAAGGGCUGUAGUCCUGCGCAUGUUCCCCAGUGGCAGCCUUACUCGGGGACUGAGGGUUACGCCGGGGCUGUUGCCGGAUUCAUACAAAUGUUUAAGGAUUGGGAUAUUGAGGCUUUACCCCGAGCUGGACUCCUGCACCUGAUGCUUCGUCCGCCGGCUCUCGUUACCUCUACUGAUGGAGCGUCGGACGGUUUAUGUUGGGGGGCCGUCAGCGAGGGUCUGGCAGAAAUAGGAAGUCUGUGCGUUAUUCCUGAUUAUAUGUCUGCUCUGAGGUUCCAGGCUCAGCCUGCCAUAGGUUUGGGGGGGGGUUUUGGUGAAUUUAUUAUUAAAUGAGACUCAGGAAACGC